This is a messenger RNA of Xyrauchen texanus (razorback sucker), 3499 nucleotides long. Its product is annotated as calphotin-like. Bases 75 to 2081 code for a protein of 668 amino acids. The transcript is spliced from 8 exons. NCBI's taxonomy places the organism in Eukaryota, Metazoa, Chordata, Actinopteri, Cypriniformes, Catostomidae. Gene Ontology annotation, biological process: anterograde axonal transport. Gene Ontology annotation, cellular component: mitochondrion. The record is from RefSeq and is a predicted model, not a curated record.
ACAUGCAGUCAUUCAUUGAGUCUCUUUUGCACUAGCGCGUAGCUUUCCUGCCGAGUCCCGUGGCUGUUUGGACGAUGUUUGUGUGCAGAGCCGCCUGGCAGAGGUGUGGGCCUCUGGCGCGACAGUCCCUGUAUCGCGCGCAACUCUAUAGAGAUGUAGUUCCUCGGAGGCUUAUGUCAUCAGUUCCUGGCGGCUCAGGCGACAAUAUCCUUUAUGCCAUCCUCUGUGGUGGGACUUUUGCAGGUGCCUUAGCAUAUGCUUACAGUACCGUGGCAACAGACCAUGCCCGUUUUGUUGACCGUGUUUCUGAAAUUAACACUCGCCCCAAGUCGGAGUGGAAGCCCAAACCAUGGCCACCCAAGAGUGGGGAUGAAGGUGAUGAAGAAAGUGGAGAAGAGAUAGCAGGUGGGGCAGAGGAUGGAGAGGAUGUGGAAAUAGCUGAGAGCACAGCCAAGGAGGAAAACGUAACUGCUGAGGCAGCAUCAGAGGUCGGUUUGGGAACGGUUGAGUCGGCAGGAGCUCUGGAGACUGUUGUGGAAACCGUUGCCGAGACGGUUGUAGAGACUGCAGGGGUUGUCGCUGAAGCAGCAGAAGAGGUGGCAGCAGUGGCAGAGGAAGUGAAGAAGAUGGCAGAGGAAAUCGAGGAAGCAGCAGAGGCUGUUGUAGCUCCUGUCAUCCAAGCUGAAGAGCCUGCAUCAGAGAGCAAUGUGGCUCAGCCACAGUUGAUCAGCCCAGUAACUGUGGAAACCAUAGGGCUGGCUGCUGCGUCUGUGAUCGAAGUUGUUCCUGUGGAACCUGUAGCAGUGGAAGAAGUGGUUGCUGGACCAGGGGCUUUAGUGACCAUUGAAGCAAUCCCAGAGAAGCCUGCUGAGGUGCCUGCAGCUGAUGAGUUAAGAAGCAAACCGGUAGCAGAGCUGGCACCCAUUGCCCCAGUGAUCGAGGAGUCACCAGUUUCUCUAGUUACAGUAGCAGAGGAGGCUCAAGUUGAUUCACCUGUUUCCCCAGAAGAGGUACCUAUUGCCCAUGUAACAGAAGAGGCUCAAGUUUCCCCAGUAGCAGAGGAAUUAUCUGUUGUGACAGAAGAAGCAUCUGGUUCCCCAUUUGCAGAGGAGGUAUCUGUUGUCCCACUAAUGGAAGAAGCACCAGUUGAAAUUGAGGCACCCAUUGCCCCUGUGAUAGAGUCUCCACUUUCACCAGUAGCAGAGGAAGCACCAAUAGUGGAAGAGGCACCAAUUGCCCCAGCAGCAGAGGAAGCACUAGUAGUUGGGGAGACACCAGUAUCCCCAGAUGCAGGGGAAGCACUAGUAUCCCCAGAAGCAGAGCAGGCACCAGUUGCCACUGUAAUAGAAGAGGCACCUGUUUACCCUGUAGCAGAGGAAGCACUAGUAGUAGAAGAGGCACCAAUUUCCCCGGUAACGGAGGAAGCGCUAGUAGUUGAGGAGGCACCAGUAUCCCCAGAAGCAGAGGAGGUAUCUGAUGCCAUGGUAACAGAAAAGACACCAAUGUCCAUAGAAGCAGAUGAGGCACCUUUUUCGUUGGUAACAGUAGAACCUCCUGUUGCUGUGGCUGAAGAAACUCAGCCUGUUGUAGCAACCGAGGAGGCAGUAGCUGCACAUGAGGAAACACCUGGAGCCCCAGUAACCAAAGAGAAUCCUGUUGUACCCAUAGUUGAGGAGGCCAUAGAGGCACCAGCAGUUGAGGAAGUGAAGGCAGCAGCAUGUUUAGAGAUGACAGCAGAAAGGGGAGUUGUGGAGGCUUCAGAAAGUAUGUUUGAGGAAGUAGCAGCAAAUCCAGUUGUGGAAGUUACAGAAAGUGUGGUUGAACCAGAUGUAGCAAGUGCAGUGGUGGUAGAUGCUACAGUUGAAACAUCAAGUUUACCUGAUGUUUUGGAAGAUCCUGUUAAUGAAUCCAAACGGGACUUCAUAGUGGUUGUUCUGGAGGGAGCUCACAAUACAGAAAAGAAGCCCAAGGUGCUGGGUGUGUCCCCCUUGACUGGCAGGAUCAUUCAAGCCCCUGAUGAUGAUGACAAUGAGUCAUCAGGACAGGGCAUGCGCCGUUUGCUUAAGGUACAGAUGCAUUAGCACCAGAUAAGCAGUUUAUGUUUUGAGAAGUUAGAUCUCCUGGGUUGGUGAAUUUAUUCCCGGAUUAAGAAUUAGUAAUGUGCCUUACCCCUUCCCCAUAUCCUACUUUAACUUUAAGCUCAUCUUCAAUUUGACUCCAGGAUUUCUUGUGAUCGCAACAUUUGCCUAACACCCCAGAAUGGUGCUACCUUCCCACUCUGUUGUGAAUACACAUCUAUUUUCAUAAGAACUCCACUGGCAUUAAUGCAUCGUUACUCCAUGUGAAAAUUUACUUGAAUAUUUUCACUUACUCUUGCAUGAAAAUCUGUGACCAAUCUUUAUACAUUUGUUUAGCCUUUUUUAAAUGGAACUCCACCUUCGGUGUUUUUUAGUCAAUGGCAUUAUGUAGCCUACUUAACUACAGUUAACCCUACCUCAAACCUCACAGUAGUAGGAUAUAUUUUCUAGUUGCCAUGUCAAAAGGUACUAUACCAGCAAAGCUGCAAAUUUGCCACAAAAUACUGCCAUGCAUGCAAACUGAUUACCAGUUUUCUCUGGUUAGAGUUCAGGCUUUCCACUUUCUUUGCUGUUAAGUUUAAAAUUCAGCACUAGAUUGGAUUUGAAUUAUUUUUGAAUUAUCACUAAUUUUGUUCCUGUCUACCUCAGCUUGAAUUCAUUUCCAAAUACAAAGAUCGUAUUCUUCUUUUUACACUUUUCCAACAACCAGUAUUGAGCUAGCAUUUAGUUUGCAACAUGACUAGGCCAACAACACAACCAAAGACAAACAGAUUGCAAUUAACAAUAUAAUUAAUACAGCAUCAUCUUGUUAUAAAUUACUGUUAAUUUAAAUCAUUCUUUAUAUUUAAAGCAAACAGUGCAAAUGGUGUCUCAGAGACGGUGUCCUCUGAUGGUUUUGCUUUCUCAGAUGGGACUGUUGUGCCAGUUAUCAGAAAGCUAAACCCUCCUUUGGUUAUAAAACGUGUUGCUUGACAAAAGCAUGAGGUCACUAUCCUUAUUGUUGCAAAAAAGAAAUAAAAGCAAGCUCCUUAAGCCUAUAACGCCAACGUUACAUUUGUGGCAAAAUCAAUCUCAUUUUAGAUGCUUGCAGCACAGGCUGUGUUAUGAAUCAUGGAUUGCUGAUUUGACAGUUAAUGAUUAGUUAUAAAGCACUCUCACCAACUUUUACACAGAUUCUAGACUGAUAGACUUGACCCAAGAGGGCAAAAUAAGGUCAGUUGAAAAAUAUAGAAAACCUUAAUAUUUUGUCUUUAAUUUUGUUCAUACAUCUUUGAGAAAGGGACCUUGUAUGCUUAAAAAAGGAAAUUUUCAGGAAGAACGUGAAGAAGGUUUCAGUGUCACAGGGGCGUUUUGAUGUUAUAAGGUUCAAGGGAUAGAAGUUGUAUUUGUGCUGUUUUGUUUCUUUCACUGUAAGCUAUAAA